UCUCGUUUUACCCCCUUCCCCCUCACAAAUCAGAAACCCUCAAAACCUUCACAAAUCAGAAACCCUCGUUUUCCAAAAGAAGAAGAAACCCUGGUUUUCCACUGAAACAGCGGGGAAAAGAGGGAAGAAAAGGAAGAAAAGAUGUCGUCGACGCUGCUGGAGGUGACGCGUGCGGCGCACGAGGAAGUGGAGCGGCUGGAGCGGACCGUCGUGAAGGAUCUCCAAACCGAACCGCAGAACACCAAGGACCGUCUCUACCAGAGCCACCGCGUUCGCAACAUGAUCGAACAAAUCACCUCCACCACUCAUAAAAUCAUUGAAAUUUAUGAAGAUAAGGAUAAUGCUCGGAAAGAUGAGAUUGCCGCCCUAGGUGGACUGAGCUCCACGUCAACGAAUGUUAAUGUUUAUAGUGCAUUUUAUGACAGAUUGAAAGAGAUUCGGGAUUACCACAGAAGGCAUUCAGCUGCACGUUAUGUUGAUACAACUGAUGAGUAUGAACAGCUUCUUAAAGAGGAGCCGGCUAUCGAGUUCACUGGGGAGGAAUCCUUUGGGCGAUACCUUGAUUUGCAUGAACUAUAUAAUGAGUACAUCAAUUCCAAAUUUGGUCAGCAAAUUGAGUACUCUGCUUAUCUCGAUGUAUUUUCUGACCAAGGGAAGAUAUCCCGCAAGUUGAAGUUGACUAGGCAAUAUCGGGAAUAUAUGCAGAGACUUUUGGAGUAUCUUGUUUACUUUUUUGAGCGUACAGAACCUUUGCAAGAUCUUGAAAGAAUAUUUUCAAAGGUUACUGUUGAAUUUGAAGAGCUGUGGAGCAGUGGACUAGUAGAAGGAUGGGAGAACGAGAAUCAUGAAGAUGGAAAUAUCCAACAACAGAUUGCACUUAUUGAUCUGGAUUAUUACAGUACAGCCGAACAGCUAACAGAAGUAGGACCUGAGAAGUUAAAGGAGGCUUUGGCUGCACUUGGUCUUAAAACAGGAGGUACCGUAAAACAGCGUGCAGAGAGGCUUUUUCUUACUAAGGAUACACCUCUUGAAAGUCUGGAUAGAAAACAUUUUGUCAAAGGCUUUCGUGGACCCGAACAAAAUGGUGGUGUUGCGGCACUACAAUCCAGUGAAGAUGCAAAAGCUAUUGCCUUGAUGGAAGCAAAAAUGAACAAGUUGUGUGACCUGUUGUCUGAGACAAUCGUGCGGACAAAAGAAAACAUUGAAAAGAAACACGCCUUGACGUAUGAUGAAAUUGUACAAGAACGUGAAGAGGACGAAGUGCAACCUGAGUCUGAAAGUGAUGAUGAAGAUCAGCAGAUCUACAAUCCCCUAAAAUUACCCAUGGGUUGGGACGGAAAGCCUAUACCCUACUGGUUGUAUAAGCUUCAUGGGCUUGGUCAGGAGUUCAAAUGUGAGAUAUGCGGGAAUCACAGUUAUUGGGGUCGCAGAGCCUAUGAACGCCAUUUCAAGGAAUGGAGACACCAACAUGGAAUGCGAUGUCUUGGAAUUCCAAAUACCAAGAAUUUUAAUGAAAUAACAUCAAUUGAGGAAGCAAAACAUCUCUGGGAAAGAAUUCAAGAAAAGCAAGGGGUAAACAAAUGGCGCCCGGAUCUUGAAGAAGAAUACGAAGAUCAAGAGGGCAACAUUUAUAACAAGAAGACAUAUACUGAUCUACAACGUCAGGGUUUGAUAUGAAGGAAAGUACACUCUACCCAUUUUGAGUAAAUUCGUGGAUUUCAUGGUAUUAACUAGAAAGAACCAUCCAGUAUUUUAGUUGGCUUCCCUGUGUAUUGAAGAAAUAUUUUAAUCUCUUUCAGGAACAAUGGCCCUGAAUACAUGGUGCUUUGAUGGCUCAGAUGUUGGCUAUUUAUCUGUAAGGCCUUACAUUCGUGUAAGCAAAGCAGGCUUGAGAUCCAAUUGGAUUCAAGUGACCUGCUAUAAGACUGCCUUUUGCCCAAAAAUGAGACGGGAUCACUAGCAUUCUUAAGAAGCUUGCUUGUAUUGGUUACUUUAUAACUAGUAAUUCUGCUUAUGAUGCACGGGUCCACAAACACAUGCAUGCUUUAUUACCUCUCAUUACUAGGUGGCUGUUAUAAUUUUGGUUCAUGGGUGAGAUUGUCCGUGAUAUUGUGCAUACGGUUAUAUUUAAUUGAUUUGUGAAGUGUA
Messenger RNA from Erythranthe guttata (spotted monkey flower), 2148 nucleotides. Lineage: Eukaryota; Viridiplantae; Streptophyta; Magnoliopsida; Lamiales; Phrymaceae. The record is from RefSeq and is a predicted model, not a curated record.